GUCACUCAUUUCAUGUGUUGUGAAGCAAUAGUGAGGUUCAGAAAUGCAAGCUGUCUAUGAAGAUAUGAGUUUUAAUCUCUGCAAAAUCGGCAGUAGUGAAAACUAUCACUCUCCAACAGACACAGAGGAUGAUGUUUAUGUGAAUACAGAAGACUGUCGCUCAGAGCUGAAAAACUCAGGAUCACAAGCAGUGGAUGAUGACUAUGUGAACACACAGCAGCUGCAUGCAAAGACUAAACAACGCACAGCUUCAUCUAGUUACAACAUCAUCAUAUCUGCUCUUGGUCUUCUGCUGCUUGGAGCUCUAGUGUCACUCUGUGCUGUAGGGAUCUUGUAUCACAAUAAAGUUGUUUCCACUGAGAUAUUAAGUGAAGGACACGAGAACACUACAGCCAAACUGAUGGGGCUAAAAUACAAAGCCACCGUUUUAGAGGCAGAACAACUGUAUGAAAUGCUGAAGGCCAAAUACCAGGAAGUUCAUGAACGUCUCGCUGCAUGCAAUGGAAAACAAAACUGUAAACUUUGUGAGGAAGGAUGGAAGUCUCUUGGUUUAAAGUGUUACUACUUCUCCACUCAUACACUGAACUGGACACAGAGUCGAGAUUACUGUGUGGAGAAAGGAGGCCACAUGGUGAUUAUAACCAGCCAAACUGAACAGGACUUUUUAUUCUCACAAAUUAAAAAAACACACUGGAUUGGCUUGAAUGACUUGGAGACUGAGGGUCAGUGGAUGUGGGUGAACAACCAGCCCUUAAAUGAGACGGGUGUAACGUUCUGGUAUAGGUCUCCACAGGGAACAAGUGAGCCUGACAACUGGAAAUUUGAGGACCCUUCUGGAGAGAACUGUGCUGCUCUGGGUCAUGAGAGCGGUAACCCAGAUAAAUGGUUCGAUGCUUCAUGUCGUAAGCAGAAACAAUUCAUCUGUGAAAAAUAAAAUACCAGCUUCACUUUUAAAAGCAUGUUAACAUCUUUUUGGACUAAAGUAAAUCUUUUUUAAAAGGUCUUGGAUUUCAGACCUACAGGUUCAAAUGGCUUAUUUUAAAGGGAUGAUCUAAGUU
Messenger RNA from Tachysurus vachellii, 1058 nucleotides. RefSeq names its product C-type lectin domain family 6 member A-like. The record is from RefSeq and is a predicted model, not a curated record. The transcript has 9 exons. Bases 44 to 934 code for a protein of 296 amino acids. NCBI's taxonomy places the organism in Eukaryota, Metazoa, Chordata, Actinopteri, Siluriformes, Bagridae.